This is a messenger RNA of Nicotiana tabacum (common tobacco), 2540 nucleotides long. RefSeq names its product AAA-ATPase At3g50940. Gene Ontology annotation, molecular function: ATP binding; ATP hydrolysis activity. The record is from RefSeq and is a predicted model, not a curated record. NCBI's taxonomy places the organism in Eukaryota, Viridiplantae, Streptophyta, Magnoliopsida, Solanales, Solanaceae.
UAUUAUUAAAUCACCUAAAAAAUAAUUGCAUGUGACUGUCUAUAAUAAGUGAGAAUAGUAACAUCCCAAAAAAAAAAGGUAGAUUACAUGUUAAUCCUCAUCAUCCGUAUGUAUAAGAUAAAUCCUUCACUAAAACUACGAUAUAAUGAGUAAGUCAGCAAAUAUAGACAGGUCAUACCGUCUAACUAUUCCAUGAAUAAAAUUUCCACUUUAUUCUUCUCUUUUGACAAGACCCUUUCCAAGAAUUGCUUGAGAACCUUUGUCCAUUUACAUCUCUGACCUUGUCAUGCUCUACUUGUACAACAAGCUUUUGUGUCCUUCAGACUCAGUCAUUUGCCUCUGAACCUAAUCUUCAAAAAGCUUCACCUGAAAGUUUGCAAGUUCUAUAGUUGCUAUAAAAGUCUCUUCUCUGGCAAACUACCUUAAGCAAUUCAAACAUAUUACCCCCUUUUCGUCCUUUUGCCUAAAACUCUAUAAAUCUGCUUAAUCCUAAACAUUCAAUAUUGUAAUCAUGUUUUCUCUUUCAAAAAUGCCUUCAACAACAUCAGUGCUAUCAGCAUAUACUACUUUGACUGCUUCAGCAGUUCUAGUUAGAACUUUAGUCUCUGAAGUUCAGAACAUGACAAACCAACUCUUACCCAAAAAUCUCCAAGAGAAAAUCUUGUCAAAAGUUGGAAUCUUAAUGGGAAAUCUCUCUUCCCAAAUGACACUCAUCAUUGAGGAAAACACUGGUUUCACUCCAAAUGAAGUCUUUGAAGCUUCUAACAUAUACUUAGGCACUAUAGUGUACCCUUCAGUUCAAAGGGUCAAAAUUUCCAAGGCAGAGAAAGAAAAGAAGUUCUCAGUCACCAUAAGCAAAGAUGAGAAAAUCAUUGACACAUUUGAAGGAGUGGAACUCAUUUGGGAGCUAAAAAUUGUGGAAACUCACAAGGCUAAUUGUGAUGAUGGCUACUUCUCUUCAGAAAAAGUGGAACAAAAAUGGUUUGAACUUAGUUUCCUCAAGAAUCACAAGGAAAUGGUGUUGGACACUUAUUUGCCAUUUGUUCUUGAAAAAUCAAAAGCCAUAAAAGAAGAAAACAAGGUGAUAACACUCUCCCCACUUGGAAGUUAUGGUGAAAGUGUCAAUCUUCAUCAUCCAUCAACUUUUGAUACACUAGCAAUGGAUCCUGAACUCAAGCAAAAACUGAUGGAUGAUUUAAACAGAUUUGUUAUGAGAAAAGAUUAUUAUAGAAGAGUUGGCAAGGCCUGGAAAAGAGGAUAUUUGUUGUAUGGACCUCCAGGGACAGGCAAAUCUAGCUUGAUUGCAGCCAUUGCUAAUUAUCUGAAAUUUGAUAUAUAUGAUAUGGAACUCUCUAGCUUGCAAGCCAACUCCGAUUUCAGAAGACUGCUAGUCUCUGCCAAGAAUAGAUCCAUUCUUGUCAUUGAGGACAUUGAUUGCACCAUUGAGUUAGAGAACAGAGAUGGUGGCGCGCACCAAAGUGAAAGUCAGGUUACACUUUCAGGGUUGCUGAACUUCAUUGAUGGGCUAUGGUCAAGUUGUGGAGAUGAAAGAAUAAUUGUGUUCACAACUAACUAUAAAGAAAGACUAGACCCUGCAUUAUUAAGGCCAGGAAGAAUGGACAUGCACAUUGAAAUGUCCUAUUGCACUCCUAGCGGAUUCAAGAUUCUAGCUUCCAACUACCUUGGCCUAAAAAAUCACUGCAAGUUUCGCGAAAUCGAAGAGCUUAUAACUGAACUGAAUGUGACCGCAGCAGAGAUUGCACAAGAGCUAAUGAUAAGUGAUGAAGCAGACAUUGCACUUGAUGGACUAAUUAAAUUCCUUAACAAGAAAAAAGAGGAGAAAAUUGUGGUACAAAAUGCACUUGAUGAGAAAGAAGAUGAAAUUGAGGAAAUAAACAAGCAAGUAGAAACCAAAGAGAUUAAGAAACGUAAGGGGAAUUCAAGGAGGGGAGGAAGAACCAGGCGCAAAAUUUUCUAGUUUGUGUGUACAAUUAACUAGAAAAUUUCUUAUGCCUUGUAUUUUUGCAUUCUCAUACUCUUUCCUGAUAUGUUCAAUAAACUUUUCGACAUGUAACUAGUGUUGAAUAUUAUAGUAAUUUAGGUACUGAAAAAGUUAAAAUGAAAGGAAAAGGUAUAACGAAACUGCAACUUAGUGUUAUAUCAAAGUUGCCAACAGCUAGUUCGAAUAAUUGUGAUGGACAGAAAUUUCAGAUAUUACUAUGACGUUCAAACAUGAUUGUGUAGUUUCCUAUAAUGACCUUUUACUUCCUAGUACGUAAUAGAUUAUAUAUCCAUAUUAAGAUAGAAACGCGUCUAAUUCGAAAAAUGAUGUACCUCCGGAAUUUGCAGAGCUUCUUGUGUAUUGAUAUCACCAUCUUUCUCCAUAUCAUUAACUAAAAUGUUGAUCUCAUUAUUGCCUAAUCUAGUGCAACCACCCAUCAAAGUCUUCGUUAAUCACCGGAAGUGUGCAAAUCAACUUGUACACACCUCAACUAUUUUCACCGGAUGCCUCUAACCAGUUUUCACCUAACCAGUUUUCA